AUGAACUCUCUCAAUAUUCUCUCGGCUCGAGUCUCCCCGCCGUCGACGCCCGUCGCCUCACGAUCAAAUUCCCUGAGCCACGUUGGCUUAGUAUCCUCGGCCGACGAGGAGAAUGACCAACCCGGAGGAGGCGUCUACGAUGGGGAUAAAGCGACGACCAUCACGGCCGAGCCAGACGAGUACCACAAUAGCCGCGACCCCGAAAUUGCCGACGAGAACACGCCUUUGGUAGAGAAAAGCGAAACGAAAGACGCCAAUGUGCGAUCUUCUCUCUGGCAUGUUCUGCCGCGGCGCAUAGCAAACAGCUUCGUUAAUUCCCUGCGCUGGGUUCUGUCUACCAUCGCUGCACCUGGUGUCUAUCUGAUUGCAUGCUUCUACGAUGAACGAGGGAACUUUGCACCCUUGCGACAACUGCGGAAUCUCUUUGGGACAUAUGGCGCCGACACACGCAAGUUUGCUACCGAGUAUCAUGAAAACGUGUCGCACCACGACGAGAAGUAUGGCUCUACCCGGCGCGCCGGCCAAGGCUCCAGGGGCAAGCAUGGUUUCACAGCCAUGCGGCCUGCUGUUUCGUCCGGAUCCUCAUCGUCGGGCAUGUCUUCUGAGUCAGAGUCCGAUAUGACGAGCAGGAGCGAUGCCAACAGCCAGCGCUCCGGAGCUGCCGGUCGUCAUACCCGUUCCAAGUCACUGCAGCCCGCCGAGGAGAUCGCGCCAGCGAGGAGGUCAAUAAGAAUCAAACUCCACAGCGACGAUGCCCUGCGCCAGCGGAAGCAUAGGAAGUCCCAGUCUGCCAACGUCAGUGCCAAGGGCGAGCUUUCAACUCCGGAAUUGUCGGCCCAACUCAAGUCGCCCACAUCGCCUGCGGGUGCCUUGACCCGAUAUCCGAAAACCCCUGCUCCUCCGCGACCACUCAUACCGCGGCGGCAGCCAUCAUACAUUCCAUAUGAAAGCGGAGAUCCGAAACACCUCAAGACCUUGAUACUAGACCUUGACGAGACUCUAAUACACAGCAUGUCCAAGGGAGGGAGAAUGGGCUCCGGACACAUGGUCGAGGUGCGGCUGAACACGACGUACGUAGGUGCGGGAGGCCAACAGAGCCUGGGGCCUCAGCAUCCUAUUUUGUACUAUGUUCAUAAGCGGCCGCACUGCGACGAAUUUCUGCGCAAGAUUUCCAAAUGGUACAACCUCGUCAUCUUCACAGCUUCCGUACAAGAGUACGCUGAUCCCGUCAUCGACUGGUUGGAGUCGGAGAGGAAGUUCUUCACCGGAAGAUACUACCGACAACAUUGCACCUUUAGACAUGGGGCAUUUAUCAAGGACCUGAGCUCAGUAGAACCAGAUCUCAGCAAGGUCAUGAUUCUGGACAAUAGUCCCUUGAGCUACAUGUUCCACCAAGACAAUGCCAUUCCAAUCCAAGGCUGGAUCAGUGACCCCACCGACAACGAUCUUUUGCAUCUUGUCCCUCUGCUAGAGGGCCUUCAGUAUGUUUCGGAUGUCAGGGCCUUAUUGGCACUACGGGGAGGGGAAGACGGGACAUAA
Pseudomassariella vexata is the source of this 1539-nucleotide messenger RNA. Its product is annotated as NLI interacting factor-like phosphatase-domain-containing protein. The record is from RefSeq and is a predicted model, not a curated record. Gene Ontology annotation, molecular function: protein serine/threonine phosphatase activity. Bases 1 to 1539 code for a protein of 512 amino acids. Lineage: Eukaryota; Fungi; Ascomycota; Sordariomycetes; Amphisphaeriales; Pseudomassariaceae. The transcript has 3 exons.